CCACGGGCAGUGCUGGUGGCCCGAGGUGGCCACAAGGGACAUCGCGGGGAGCCCCGUGUCCCACCAUGAGACGGGCAGCAGGGCUCAGCCCGGAGGUGAGGAGGGGGAGCAGCCGCCAGCUGCACCCACGGGACCCCCACCACCCCCACCCACGGGACCCCCGUCACCCCCGAGCUGCAGGGAGCCGCUGGCUGAGCCCCCCCAACCCCCCAGAACGCUGCUGGGCUCCCCCAGCCCCAGCCAGACGAGUUGUCUUCGCGGAUGAGGUGAUGCCACCAGGGAGACCCCCGGGGAGGAGGAGCCCCCCGGCCGCAGCACGGGGGGGCGGGUCCGUCCCCCCCAGUCUGUCCCCCCAGCCACGCGCUGUCCCAGACUACGUGGUGAGGUACCCAGCGAUCCGCAGCCCCCGGCAGCGGGAGGGCUACAAGGGGGUCUUCCAGGACCAGCUGGGCGAGUACACGGAGCUGCUCCAGGAGCUCCGCGCCGCCUGGCAAAGGCUGAGGGGGACGGAGGUGACAAUGGGCCGGUGGCCCCCUCCCCACCCCACCGGCAGGAGGGCUGAACCGCCGGGGGUCCGGGAUGGGUCUCACUCUGCCCCACAGGACGGGGACAGGGUGACCCACGCCUGGCACCAGCACGGGAGGAAGACGAAGGAUUGGGCCUUGCUGGGGAAGCAGCAGCGGUGCCAGUACCUGCAGCAGAAGCUGACGCACAUCAAGGCGCGGAUCCAGGAAUUCGAGCGUGGGGACAGCGGCUGCUCCUGAGCCCGGGCCCGGGCCAGCACCCACCCCCUGGGUGGGGGUCCCCAGGGGCUGGGUGCUGGGGAGGGGGUGAAGAUGCUGCGGGGAUGCACCCAGUGCCCACCCAACCCUUGUAACCCCCCGGCCCAGGCAGCAACCCCCCCCCUCCCCUCCCCAGGCUGCUGGGGUUGGGGUCUUCUGGGUGCUCCGUGCCCUGGGGAGGGACCCUCAUAGCUCUGCCCCCCCAGCCGGCAGGGUGCUGGUUGGGUGCUGCUUGUCCUUGUGUGCUUCACCCCGUGUGAACUGGGGUGAACCCCCCCCCCCCGGGGCACCGCAGUAAUGCCCAGAACUGGAUUUUAAUACAGCACGGUG
Calypte anna (Anna's hummingbird) is the source of this 1112-nucleotide messenger RNA. It is a transcript of the gene OCEL1, whose product is annotated as occludin/ELL domain containing 1. The transcript has 6 exons. The record is from RefSeq and is a predicted model, not a curated record. Gene Ontology annotation, cellular component: cytoplasmic vesicle; apical plasma membrane; bicellular tight junction. Bases 66 to 764 code for a protein of 232 amino acids. Gene Ontology annotation, biological process: bicellular tight junction assembly. Lineage: Eukaryota; Metazoa; Chordata; Aves; Apodiformes; Trochilidae.